CCUUCUUUUAAAUAUCAUUAGUCCGUUUUUAAAAAAACCAAAACAACAAAUUGGCGUCGAGGAGAGAGUGGUUAUAACUUUCUUCUUCUUCUUAAUUGGCGUAGACACCGCUUACUUACUCGGCGACGGAGUCUCUGUCCCACCACGAAUCCCACACCAAACUUGCGCUCCUUUAUAUGGCCACUGUAGUAAAUGUCAUAAGGACCUACUCGUCUCUGUCCUUGUCCCGUCCAUCGCAUUUCUUGGACGGCGGUGAUAUCAGCCUUUAUUUUCACGAGGACAUCAACCAGCUGGGCAGCGGCACCAAUUAAGGGACCGGACAUUUCAGGUGCAUGCCCUGAUAUCGUUGUCCUUAUUUCGUUUGCCAUGGUCGUCAUCAAAAGAGGGGUUUCUCAUCCGAGGCUGUUUGUCGUUUUUCAUUGGGGUAGGCUUUUUACGUGGCGGGUCCCAAACCCAGCGCACAACCCUAUGCAGGGGAUGUUUCGCCUUCUCACUUUAGCUCACCUUCGAACGGAUGUUCUUAGGCUACCCAGAGGAUACUUGGUCAAAGACCGGAAGUCGUGAGCUGCUUGAGUCAUAUGUAAAAGAAUCGUUUCUGGGCACUCCCAAGUGAAUGGCGAUCAGAGAACUUUCCUCACUUGCGUGGACUUCUACACAUGACCCCAUCCUCCUUUAAUGUAAGUAAAACAAUCCUUGAAGUACAUAUAUUCAUUUAAUUGUAUUCUCAUUUAUUUUUGAGGUACCUCGCUUAUGGAACACCUUUUGAGAUCAUAGCCUCGAUGCAUAAAUUAGGGAAAACAACAGUGCGGAAUAUCGUACUUGAAACGUGUGAAAUAUUUUGGUUACACCUGUGCCCGAUAUACCUUAGCGAGCCAACUACCGCACAAUAUAAAGACAUUGCUGCAGAUUUUUUUAAAACUGUGGAAUAUACCCAACUGUGUCGGAGCAAUUGACGGGAAGCAUAUAGCUAUUAUUCGUCCACAAAAUUCAGGCUCGUUAUUUUAUAACUAUAAAAAGUUUUAUAGUAUAGUUUUAAUGGCAUCCUGCGAUGCUAGGUAUACGUUCACCUCUGCCAGCAUUGGUAGCUAUGGCGGACAAAGUGACGGAGGUGUCUUUCAGCAAACUAAAUUUGGUCAAGCACUCUUGGAAAACAAAUUCCCACUACCACCAAGAGCUCCAUUAUGGAAUGAAUCCUCAACAGAUUUGCCACAUUUUUUUGUGGCCGACGCAGCGUUUCCAUUGAAGGAAAACUUAAUGCGACCUUACCCCGGUGCACAGCUGCCACGAAACAAAGCAAUUUUCAAUUACCGGUUAUCCCGAGCUCGUAGAGUAAUCGAAAAUAGCUUUGGUAUUUUAACUGCUCGAUGGCGUGUUCUACGAAAGCUAAUAGACUUUAGCCCAAAGAACUGCGAAAAAAUUGUGUUAACCUGCUUGGUUCUUCACAAUUUUGUAAUGUUGAAUGACCAUGAUCGUUGGUAUUGUCCAGAUACAUUUGUAGACACAGACACCGCAGACCAUGGAAUAUUGGAGGGAGAAUGGCGUGAAGAUUUAGAGAGUGUUGGAGGUGCAUUACAUCCAAUAUGUACAACUCGACGCAAUGCAUCUAGUUUCGCAUUCCGAGUAAGGGAUUUUUUGGCAGAUUAUUUUAUAAAUCAGGGAGCGGUUUCAUUUCAAGAAGAUCGUAUUUAGUGUAUAGCAAUGUUUGUGUAUUUCAUGCAUUUGAAAUAUGUAUAUACAUAUUUUUAUGUAUAAAAUUGUAAUCUAAGUACCUUUAUACUAUACUUUUUGUUACGUUAAC
Bactrocera neohumeralis is the source of this 1798-nucleotide messenger RNA. Its product is annotated as putative nuclease HARBI1. The record is from RefSeq and is a predicted model, not a curated record. The coding region runs from base 1036 to 1689 and encodes 217 amino acids. The transcript has 2 exons. NCBI's taxonomy places the organism in Eukaryota, Metazoa, Arthropoda, Insecta, Diptera, Tephritidae.